AUGGACAAAAAGCAACAUUCAAAAUCGACUGCUAGUGGAUCUUCUUCAUCGUCCACAACAAAUAAACCAAAGAAAACAUUAUCAUCAUCAUCAUCAACAGCAGCAUCAGUGUCAACGAUGGGCAGAAGUGCUGCGCUUCCUCAACCUGCUCGUCGAAUUAUUCAGAAUUUUCUUCUAGUCUGGCUCGAUGCCAAUGUUGACGAGUCAAAAGAAGAUUUUCAAACUUCGCUAAAACAUUUACGACGAAUUGUAGCAUCCAUUACAACAUUCACCGAUGCUCAACAAUGUUUUGAUUUUCUUAGUGGUAUUACUAAAGAAAAAGCAUUUAUGAUCGUAUCGGGUUCACUGGGACAAAAAAUAGUAUCAGAAAUGGAAGCCAUGUCACAAUUAGAAUCCGUGUAUGUUUUUUGUGGUAAUCAAUCUUAUCAUGAACAAUGGGCCAACAAAGUAUCGAAGAUCAAAGGCGUAUAUACAAAAAUCGAACCAAUUUGUAAAGCCCUAGAAAUUGAUCGACAACGAUGUGAUCAAGCUAUGAUCUCGAUCAGUUUCAAUGGACUUGAUGCACUGUUUAUGUACACACAACUUUUGAAGGAAGCAGUCUUAGAAAUCGAAGACGACGAUGCCAAAUCGAUUAAAGAUCUCGUAGAAUAUUGUCGUCUUCAAAAUGAUAUUGUUGAUGAUGAAAUUAAAAAGGUACAACAUGAAUAUCGUGAUCAUAAACCAAUUUGGUGGUAUACGGCUCCUUAUUUCAUGUACUCAAUGCUUAAUCGUGGUCUUCGACAAAUGGAUGUCGACAUUAUUCUUAAAAUGGGCUUCUUCAUCCGCCACCUACAUCAACAUAUUACAGACUUACAUCGUGAACAGCAAAGUAGCAAAGCAGCCAUGCCAUCAAAAUUUCAAGUUUUUCGUGGUCAAGGCUUAUCCAUGGAAGCCUUUGAAAAAAUGAAGAAAACCAAGGGUGGACUUAUGUCCUUUAAUAAUUUUUUGUCGACAAGUCGUAAUCGUGAUAUUUCCUUCAAAAACUUUGCACGGCCAGCAGCAUUCGAUGCCGAUUCGGUUGGCAUUCUCUUCAUUAUGAACAUCGAUACGGCCAUUUGCACAGCAUCAUCAACACCUUUCGUCAACGUCAAAGGUGUUGGCUUCUUCGACGAUAAAGAAGAAAAAAUUCUUUUUUCGACACAUACAAUUUUUCGGAUCGAUCGUAUAGAACGUAUUGAAGAUAAGCAUACCGAUCGUCUCUGGCAAGUCAAUCUCACUCUUGCUGGUAAUCAAGAUGAUGAUUUUAACAAACUAACAGCACAUUUAAGCAAAGAGCAUAGUUGGGCAACAGGUUGGGCUCGAUUGGGUUCUAUUCUUAUUGCUUUGGGUGAGCCUGCAAAAGCAGAACAUCUCUAUCAGCUGCUCCUUGAAAGGACAUCUUCUGAUGGAAAUCGGGCAAACUACAACUUAAAACUCGGAUGGGUGUAUGAUGUCAUAGCAGAAUACUCGAAGGCAAUAGCAUUUUACGAAAGAGCAAUCGAUAUCUACAAGAAAAUGAGCCCUUCGAAUCAGCUCGACUUGGCUGCUUCCUACAACAACAUCGGUAAUGUGUAUGCUAAAAUGGGCGAGUACUCGAAAGCACUUUCAUCGUACGAACGAUCACUUGAAAUCCGAAAAAUAGCUCUCCCUCCGAAUCAUCCCGACUUCGCUCAAUCCUACAACAAUAUCGGUUUGGUGUAUAGAAACAUGGGCGAGUACUCGAAAGCACUUUCAUCGCACGAACGAGCAUUUGAUAUCGACAAGAAAGUUCUCCCUCGAAAUCAUCCCGAUUUGGCUUCUGACUACAACAACUUCGGUUCGGUGUAUGAUAACAUGGGCGAGUACUCGAAAGCACUUUCAUCGUACGAACGAUCACUUGAAAUCCAAAAAAUAGCUCUCCCUCCGAAUCAUCCCAACUUGGCUGGUUCCUACGAAGGUAUCGGUAUCGUGUAUAGAAACAUGGGCGAGUACUCGAAAGCACUUUCAUCGUAUGAACGAUCACUUGAAAUCCAAAAAAUAGCUCUCCCUCCGAAUCAUCCCGACUUUGCUCAAUCCUACAACAACAUCGGUUUGGUGUAUUAUAACAUGGGGGAGUACUCGAAAGCACUUUCAAAUUACGAAAAAGCGCAAGAAAUCUUCCAAAAAUCACUACCUACAAAUCAUCCACAUAUUGCACUUGUGAAAAGUAACAUUGAAGAUGUAAAAAAGAAAAUGUAA
Molecule: messenger RNA, 2235 nt
Organism: Rotaria sordida
Lineage: Eukaryota; Metazoa; Rotifera; Eurotatoria; Philodinida; Philodinidae
Source: the annotation of a GenBank genome assembly